Messenger RNA from Rhagoletis pomonella (apple maggot), 816 nucleotides. RefSeq names its product putative odorant-binding protein A5. NCBI's taxonomy places the organism in Eukaryota, Metazoa, Arthropoda, Insecta, Diptera, Tephritidae. Bases 20 to 643 code for a protein of 207 amino acids. The transcript is spliced from 2 exons. The record is from RefSeq and is a predicted model, not a curated record.
AGUGUUUCGGUUGUACAAAAUGUGGCACAAGUUACAGCGCAUUGCUAUUUUCUGUUUAGUUAUAGCUAGUGUAAAAGCUGAGGAUAAUGAUGCAGAUAAGCUUUUUCGGGAUAUGGAAGUGGUGCCGGAUAUAUUUGAGGAGUCGCCAAAAGAGUUGCUGAAGGUUACAUACGAAAAUGGUCUAGAUGUGGGCGGCGGCAGAGAAUUUACACCCACCGAAACGAAAGAUGAACCAAAAGUGGAUUGGACCGCUGAACCAGAUGCAUACUACACACUAAUAAUGAGCACUUUGGACUACCCUAGUCGUGAGAAUCCUGCACUACGUGAAUGGCUUCAUUGGUUAGUGGUGAACAUACCGGGCACAGAUAUUGCCAAGGGUGACGUACUGGAUCCCUAUGUUGGACCACUAACAGCCAAGUCAAGUGGAUUAGUGCGAGAUGUAUUCUUGGUCUACAAACAACCCGGAAAGCAAGCAUUCGAUGAACCUGUAAUCACCAAUACCAAUGUAACCGGCCACGAGAAAUUCUCUUCACCGAAACUGGCUAAGAAAUAUAACAUGGAAUUGGUGGCAGGGAAUAUAUUUCAAGCACGUUGGGAUGAAUAUGUACCGAUUAUACGUAGGCAAUUUGGUAUCUUAACGUGAGAACUGAUUUGAUAAGGAAUUAUUGGCCGUUUUUUUAAACUAAAAAAUGUACGCAACUUUUUAUAUAGGUACAUACAUACAUACUUAUCUUAUUAAGGUGAAGGGUUUAAAGUUUCUUAGGAAUUUCUUUUAGUAAAAUUUGUGGGUAUACAUUGUAAUUGUAAAUAAUAAAA